Molecule: messenger RNA, 775 nt
Organism: Phalaenopsis equestris
Lineage: Eukaryota; Viridiplantae; Streptophyta; Magnoliopsida; Asparagales; Orchidaceae
Product: mitogen-activated protein kinase kinase kinase 3-like
Exons: 2
Coding region: 105-455 (116 amino acids)
Source: RefSeq, a predicted model, not a curated record
UUUACAAUCAUUUGAAAUAGGCUUGUAAGGACUAUCACAGCAACAGGAGUGUCUCUCCUUUACGCGAUAAGAAAUAUGAACUGGGACACCGUGGCCAAGCUGCCAUGGAUUAUCGGAACAACAGAAGUGUUUCUCCUCUACGUGGUAAAAACUAUGAAACAGGACACGGAGUUGCGAUCCCCCUUGUGCAUGAAAAUGCAAGUGAUCUUAUGGGCAUGAGAAUGAACAUGUCAUUGCCGGUCUCACCGUGCUCGAGCCCUCGACACCAGCAAAUACAGUUCAAUAGAAGCUGUGUUCCAUCUCCCAUACAUCCAGCCUACUCAGCUGGAGCACUCACCUAUGGGCCAAGCAACCAUUAUCUCUAUCAAGUCAGGCCAAGCCAUAAUUUCACAGACCCUUCUCUGGACAUUUCAGAACUCAGAAUCCAAACUCCAUAUAGCUCACCUAAGAGAUGACGACUCCAGGUUCUAGUUUUACUCAUAAGCUGCAGCAUAAGUGCAAUUAUUUUCACUCUCUUUAUGUGAAAAGGUUUGAAACCAAAUUAAAAUAUGGCCAAACCUGAAUUUGGCUACACAAAUGAGGCAGUUUCUGGAAAUAAAGUCAGUGUUGGUGGGUGUGAUCCUUUUUCUUAUUUGUUUUUCGGCGCAGAUGGUAUGUAUCCAAAAUGUGAAGUAAGAUUACACCAAUUCUGUAUAGUAUAUAAAAGGCUUGGGACUAGAUGUAGACGGUGUUGAUUGAUGCCACUUGAACAAAACAUAAUGAAAAUUAGUUCCCC